UUUACUUCAUCAAAUCCUAGUAGCUUCCGUUACUAGCUAUACACCAUGGAAUACAUUAACCAGUACUACUGCAAAUGUAUUAUUUUGGCUUUGAUCUUCAUGCUGGGAGCCUUGUCUUCUCAAGCCACUUCUCGCACUCUCCAAGAUGCAUCAAUGUAUGGGAGAUACGAGCAAUGGAUGGCUCGUUAUGGACGUGUAUAUUCUGACAUUAACGAGGAGGAGAAGCGCUUCAAUAUUUUCAAGGAAAAUGUUGCCUUCAUAGAAUCUUCCAACAAUGAUGCAAACAAACUUUACAAAUUGAGCGUCAAUCAAUUUGCAGACCUUACGAAUGAAGAAUUCAAAGCCUCGAGAAAUAGAUUCAUGGGGCACGAAUGUUCCGCAAAGACGACUUCUUUCAAAUAUGAAAAUGUUACUGCACCACCAACUGUAGAUUGGAGAAACAAAGGAGCUGUGACACCAGUCAAGGACCAAGGCCAAUGUGGAUGUUGUUGGGCUUUUUCAGCGGUGGCAGCCAUGGAAGGAAUUACUAAGCUUACAACUGGUAAAUUGAUAUCUUUGUCUGAGCAAGAGUUGGUUGAUUGUGACACAAGCGGUGUAGAUCAAGGUUGUGAGGGUGGUUUGAUGGAUGAUGCAUUUCAAUUCAUCAAUCAAAACCAUGGGCUUAGUACCGAGACUAAUUAUCCUUACACCGGUGUUGAUGGUACUUGCAACACCAAGAAGGAGGCCAACCAUGCAGCCAAAAUAACUGGUCAUGAAGAUGUGCCAGCAAACAGUGAAGAAGCCCUUCUGAAGGCUGUUGCAAAUCAGCCAAUUUCUGUUGCCAUUGAUGCUGGAGGUUCCGAUUUUCAAUUCUAUUCAAGUGGUGUCUUUACAGGAACUUGUGGAACGAGUCUUGAUCAUGGGGUUACCGCUGUUGGUUAUGGAGUUAGUGCUGAUGGGACUAAAUAUUGGUUGGUGAAGAACUCAUGGGGCACUGAAUGGGGUGAAGAAGGAUACAUAAGAAUGCAGAGAGGUGUUGAGGCAAAGGAAGGUCUUUGUGGCAUUGCUAUGGAAGCCUCUUACCCCACUGCAUAACUUGAAUUACCAUCCAAAUCAAUGCCUACAAUAUCUAAUACCCUGGACGUGUAUAUCGUAAUAUGUACAUGAUGAACUUGUACGUUUAGUACAAUACGCUAUAUGGUCUGCGCAUCGGUAGUACCAAGUUUAUAAUUACAAAUGAAGAACUUAUUCGAUCUUUUAGUUGAA
Molecule: messenger RNA, 1245 nt
Organism: Malus domestica (apple)
Lineage: Eukaryota; Viridiplantae; Streptophyta; Magnoliopsida; Rosales; Rosaceae
Product: senescence-specific cysteine protease SAG39-like
Cellular component (GO): lysosome
Molecular function (GO): cysteine-type endopeptidase activity
Source: RefSeq, a predicted model, not a curated record